CAGUCCUGCCACGGAUUCGCUCCAUUUCGGUAUGGUUUCACUUCAUACACGCCCCAGUGUUAUGUGUGAGCCAGCUCGCAACAGACGCAGGAACUGCUGGGUGGAUGGUGGUGUCGGACUCAUGUGAACACAAAACCCCGGAGUUCCUGCCUCGAGGGCGGUUUCUGCUGCAGCACGGCCAUGCAGCUGAGGCGGCCGCCGCUGCUACCGCUGAUGCUACCACUGCUGCUACCAUUACUGCUUGUGCUGCUGCUGGUCCCGCCGGCCAUCGGCCACUACUCAGUGCUGCUGGGCGGCGACCUGGUGCUCGGCGGCCUGUUCCCCGUGCACGAGAAGGGCGACAGCACUCCAUGCAGCACCAAACUGAGCGGCAGCGGCCUGCAGCAGCUCGAGGCCAUGCUGUUCGCCGUGGACCAGAUCAACAACGACAGUGACCUGCUGCCGAACACAUCUCUCGGCGUUCACAUCGUCGACACGUGCGGAACCGCCGGGCACGCGGUCAACCAGGCACUGGCGCUCAUCAAGGGCCCGCUGGAUGAGGACGCAGCCGCCUUCGAGUGCUCGGAUGGGUCGCUGCCCCGACCCAAACAUCGCCACAAGACUGUCAGUGGCGUGGUUGGCGGCUCUUCCAACAUCGUAUCCAUGAACGUGGCCGAUCUACUCAGGGUGUUUCGCAUCCCGCAGAUUUCACCAGCCUCUACGGCACAGUAUCUGAGCGAUAGAAGGAGGUUCGAUUACUUCGCCAGAACGGUGCCCUCUGACUCAUCUCAGGUGGAUACUCUGGUAGAUAUGAUACGGCUCUUCAACUGGACAUAUAUCAGCACCGUCGCUUCAGAAAACGCACAGGACUUCGGGGCCAGCGAAGCAUUUCAGGCUCGCGCAGCCGAGAGGAACAUAUGCAUAGCAGUGCACGAGACAGUGCCAGCAGAUGCUUCUGCUGAAAGAUUUGAGGCCAUCGUGCUCCAUCUUCAACGAAAGCAAAGAGCGCGGGGGGUGAUCCUUUUCGUCACAUCCAAAGAUGCUAGAGGGCUGCUGAAGGCAGCAAAGCGAAUGGGUCUUCAGCAGCAGUUCCACUGGAUCGCCGCGUUCGCGCACUCGGGUGACGGCUGGGGCAGUCGGAGGAGCGUGGUACGGGGCGCCGAGGAGGUGGCCGAGGGCGCCCUCGCCGUGGAGCUCGCGUCACGACCACUCCCCGCCUUCGACCGCUACAUGGCCGAGCUGACGCCAGACACGAACCGGCGCAACCCGUGGUUCCGCGACUACUGGCAGGCGUUCUUCGGCUGCUCGCUGGCGCCGGACGCGGCCGAGGACACCGCCUGCGACCCGGCGCUGCGGCUGCGGCCAGAGACCGGCUUCGUCCAGGAGGCCAAGGUGCAGUUCGUCAUCGACGCUGUCUAUGCGUUCGCGAACGCCUUCCACGCCCUCCAGCGCGAUCUGUGCGGAAAUCAACUGGGAAUCUGUGAGCAGAUGAACAACUAUGAUGGAGGAGACUUCUACCAAAAUUACAUCCUCAACGUUUCAUUUACAGGUCUAGCUGGAAACCAAGUCAAGUUUGAUGAAAACGGGGACGGAGUGGCUCGGCACACCAUAUUUAACUACCGUUGGAACUCUGACACCAGACAGUACGAGUACAAGGCGGUCGGUCGGUGGCAGGAGGGACGGCUGACACUGAGGACAGACAGCAUCCGGUGGAACCGCGGCUUCUACGGACGACCGCCGUUCGCCGUUCACUCUCCGCGACCCCCCGCUGACACCGCCGUCCCCGACGGUCCACCUGAGCCCAGCAGACAGGUGCCCCUCUCAGUCUGCUCCCUCCCCUGCGGGCCCGGCGAGGUCAAGAGCACGCAGGUGGGUGACGUGUGCUGCUGGAUCUGCUUCAAGCCCUAAGUGGACACCCUAGCCCUUGGGUCGAACCACUGAACCACUGCUUGGCCUGUGCAGAUGCUUCCGAAUAGCUGGAUGGACGGCAGCCGCCGCGCGAGGCGGAGCAGGGCAAGACGAUGGAUUUUAGACGCACCGACUUUGGUGUUUUACAGAUCGCUUGUCAUACCCUAAGUGAAUAAAUGCGAUUAUAUA
Amphibalanus amphitrite is the source of this 2076-nucleotide messenger RNA. Its product is annotated as metabotropic glutamate receptor-like. The coding region runs from base 181 to 1887 and encodes 568 amino acids. Gene Ontology annotation, molecular function: group II metabotropic glutamate receptor activity. Gene Ontology annotation, cellular component: membrane. The record is from RefSeq and is a predicted model, not a curated record. Lineage: Eukaryota; Metazoa; Arthropoda; Thecostraca; Balanomorpha; Balanidae. The transcript has 6 exons. Gene Ontology annotation, biological process: regulation of synaptic transmission, glutamatergic; G protein-coupled glutamate receptor signaling pathway.